AUGGCGGACAGUGAUCCGGAGAGAUACGAGUCGACCAUCCAAACUACACUCCUUGCCACGCUUCUCCUCGUCCUCGUAUCUGGUAACUCUGUCAUCUGUAUGCUUGUUUGGAAGUACAAAAACUUGCGCACCUACGCUAAUUUUCUCGUCGUUGAGAUGGCGCUGGUCGAUUUUUUCAACGGUGUCAUUAACAUUCCGAUGUUUAUUUGUUACCAGGUAUAUCCUUCUCCCUUUCUGACGGGUCGGACUCUGGCGAUAGUUUGUCUGUUUUUACGAAGAGGUUUUCUACUUCAAAAUGCGCUCUCAGUUUCUACUAUAUUUCUUGAUCGUUAUUUCGUUCUUGCGUACGGUCUGAAGUACACUUCAUGGAAAAGCAGAAAAAAGCUUUUUAUGAUAAUAGCUUUAAAAUGGAUGACAGGUAUAGUAAUAGUCGGGGGAAUCAUUCUGUUUCAUACAGAUUUUGAAGACAUAGGUGACGCCCCAAUUGCCAAGUACAUUUCACAAUACGAAGACAGGGGGAUUUUGCCUUUUCCAAGAAUAAUUCUACCAAUGUUUCUGAUUUUUUUUUGUACUGUUUUAUAUCUGAGUUCGAGAGAAAUUAAGAAAAACAUUAACUUUAAGAAGGGCUUGAAAGGGUACGAAACAAAACGUUUUCAAGAUCUGAAAGCGCUGAAAACAGUUCAGUAUAUUAUCCUUUGCUACGCAGUUUGUUUUUUACCCGAUAUAACACGAAGUGUUUUACUGCUGACAACUUUUCAAGCGGUUGAGCAUUGGCUUGUGUUUAGUGCGUUUUUCUUCCUGGUCCUAACAAGUGCAGUUAACGUUGUUAUCUAUUACAUUCGGACGGAACGAUUCCGCCGUGCUUUCAUGCUAUUUGUCACCAACCCUGUGAAGAAAAACGAGGUUUUUGAGCUGAAAACGUAUGAAAGGGUUAUUCCAAAGAUUGUUCAAGAGGCGAAGAUGAUAGAAGAGCUAGAGAUUCCAACGGAUAGGUCAGCAGAAACUCCCGGCGCUCAGAACAAGGAGGAGUGUCCCACGACAACAGACUCUAAAUCCAGGGAAACCGAAGAGUUUAGUAUAUUUGACGAAGAUCUUCAGUGUUGGGACACUAAACUGUGA
This is a messenger RNA of Pocillopora meandrina, 1119 nucleotides long. The record is from the annotation of a GenBank genome assembly. NCBI's taxonomy places the organism in Eukaryota, Metazoa, Cnidaria, Anthozoa, Scleractinia, Pocilloporidae.